UCCUUGCUGGGAGUUGAGGUUCUGAGGUAAACUGGGUGAGGACGGAGGUGCCGGCUCUGCUAUAAAGGGACAAAUCGCAGCUCAGUGCUCAGGAGCAGGCAGACGGACCAUUCAGUUUUCUUGCCCAUCUGCUCAGCAGCACCAUCAGAAUGGUCCCACGCCUUUGUCUCCUGCUCCUCACCUGUCUGGUGACCCUGUCAGUCUCCGUUCUCAGCCUGGACACACACAACCUGCACGUCUUCAAGAGAUCCAUCACUAAUAUCACAAAGACAGCUCCAAAGGCAUUUGAAGCUGGUCAAAUCCGGCUGGUGAAUGGCCCCAGCCACUGUGCUGGGCGGGUGGAAAUUCUGUACAACAAUGUCUGGGGCACUGUGUGCGAUGACAGCUGGGACUUAAAUGAUGCAUCAGUGGUGUGUCGGCAGCUGGGCUGUGGGGCUGGGGUAUCGGCACCAGGCACAGCUCACUUUGGACAAGGAUCUGGUCCCAUCCUACUGGACGAUGUUAAUUGCAGAGGAGGAGAAUCUGCCCUCACAGAGUGCACCUUAAAGCCUUGGGGAGUCCACAACUGUAACCAUGGAGAAGAUGCCAGUGUGGUGUGUUCAGCCAAGCCCAAGGACUGCAGUGAGAUCCCCUCAGGCAGCCCCAGUGGCAUCUACCUCAUCCAGCCCACAGGACUGCACCAACUCGUGGUAUACUGUGACAUGAACGAAUCAGCGGGGGGCUGGACGGUCCUCCAGCGGAACCGGCACAAUACACCAAUCACCUGGGCCGAGUCCUGGAGCACCUACAAGUACGGCUUUGGAAACGUGCAAGAUGACUACUGGCUGGGGACGGAGUACAUCUAUCGGAUCGCCAAGCAGAAGGUUUACCAGGUCAGGUUUGUCAUCCAUGAUUCAUCCGGCACCAUGAAAUAUGCAGACUACAACCUCUUCAGUCUGGAAGACGAGUCCAAUGGCUACAGGCUGAGGCUGGGCUCUUACACUGGGACUGCAGGGGAUGCCAUGAUUGCAAACAAUCCUAACUCCAUGCAUGACAACAUGAAGUUCUCCACUAAAGACCUGGAUCAGGACACUUACAGCAGGAACUGUGCGUCUAGCUAUGGUGGGGGCUGGUGGUACUCGGCUUGUUAUUCUGUUCGAUUGAACGUCAAAGGGAGCAUCACUUGGGGUAGUUUCUGUAGUGGGAACUGCCAAGCCUCUGCCAUCCUCAUCAAACCAGCCUCUUACUGUUAGUCACCCCUUCCCCACCCUUCUGUCUGCAGUGAGGCCAACCUCUGCUCCACAAAGGGAUGGAAAAGGGUCAGAGUGUGUCAUGGCCAAACCUCCUGCCCACCCUCACAGGCCCUCCUGGAGGAAGUAUCAGGGUUACCCAGGAAACGGGGCCACUUUCCUUCUCCUCUCCUUCCCUGCAGACUUUCCGAGCUCUUCUCUGCUGGGCCUUUCCCUUCUGGGUUGAGUCAUUUUAAUUAUAUUAAAAAUCAGAACAAUGAUUUUAAAAAAUUUUAGCUUCCAAAUGUAGCAGCUCCGGGGAGAGAAUGUGCAUGGCCUUGUAGUGACUUUUCUUUAUACACUUAGUUCUUGGCUUCAGUGGGUGGCCACACACAGGUGAGAAGGACACAAACCCAGACAGGUUUCCACAAACUUCUUUUUCUCCUUCCUUGUGGGCAUUAAAGCUUUAGAUUAAAAUUGCAUUUCUAGCAAUGACGUCUGCGUCAUACCCCCGUGCAGCAUCUCGGAUGUGCUCAUACAGUCUAACAUAGGUGACAAUGGAACAGGCAUUCUGCGCUC
Gopherus flavomarginatus (Mexican gopher tortoise) is the source of this 1787-nucleotide messenger RNA. RefSeq names its product fibrinogen-like protein 1-like protein. NCBI's taxonomy places the organism in Eukaryota, Metazoa, Chordata, Testudines, Testudinidae. Bases 150 to 1232 code for a protein of 360 amino acids. The transcript is spliced from 4 exons. Gene Ontology annotation, cellular component: membrane. The record is from RefSeq and is a predicted model, not a curated record.